ACCAAACAACCCUAAGUCUAAACUCUAAAACCCAAAAGCUAAGUGAAAUAUUUUGGGCCUUUUCUCUCUCUCUCUCUCCUAUGCUUAAACCCUAAAACUUCACUCAACGAGCCUGCAAGGUGAGCAAUGAAUGGAGUCAAUUAGCGAAGCAAUUUUCUUCUAUGUUCUACAAGCCAUGUUAAUUUUUGCUCGUGGCCAAUUUUAUCGUACCAUAUCCAACAAAUCUUCUUUAUUCAGAUACUUAUUUUCCACCACCACAACAAAUAACAGUAAUAGUUUUGAUUCUUUCAAUUUAAACGAGGCUGAGGAGGUGUAUUUCAAUCCUAAUUUGAUUAAAAAAAUAAUCAUACAGGAAGAGGAAGAGAAAUGGGAAGGUCAUUUUAGGAUUUUUAGACACAUUGAUUCUGAUGUAUCAUCAUUUGUUAACAAAAUCUUGCUAGCAUUGAGAAAUGAACCGAGGUUAGUGUUCAAGUUUUUCAAAUGGGCUUCGGUGAAAAAGAGUUUAACUAUUGAGGAUUAUUGUAUAGUAGCUCACAUUUUGUUUUAUUCUAGAAUGUAUAGUGAUACAUAUAAUGUUCUAAAAGAGUUGGUUACUUUGCGUGGUGUUGUUGGUAAAAAUGGGGAUGUAGUACAUGUAGUUGAUGUAUUAGAUGUUCUUUGGUCAGCGAGGACUAUUUGUAGUUUCGCGGGGGGUAAUGGGUAUGGGGUUUUUGACGCGUUGUUUAGUGCGUUGAUUGAGUUGGGGUUGCUUAAGGAGGCGAAUGAGUGUUUUUUAAGGAUGACAAGAGGUUUUAGUGUUCUACCGAAAGCACGAUCUUGUAAUUAUCUUUUGCAUAGAAUGACAAAGUUAGGUGAUAAGAAGUUGUCGUUGAAGUUGUUUGAUGAUAUGAAUGAGUUGGGAAUUGUUGCAAAUGUGUAUACGUACAAUAUAAUGAUUGGUUAUUUAUGUAAGGAUGGGGAUUUGAAUGUGGCGAAAAGGUUGUUUAUGCAGAUGAAGGAUAGAGGGAUUGAGCCGGAUAUUGUUACGUAUAAUUCUCUUAUUGAUGGAAUUGGUAAACAUGGGGUGCUUGAAGAUAUGGUUACUCUCUACGAUGAAAUGAAGGAAUCUAAAUGUUGUCGACCUGAUGUAGUAACGUACAAUACAUUGAUUAAUUGUUUUUGUCGAUGUGGAAGGAUGGAGGUAGCAUUUGAGUAUCUGAAUGAGAUGAAGAAAAGUGGGUUGAAGCCCAACGUGGUUACUUAUAGCAUAUUUGUUGAUGUUUUUGCUAAAGAAGGAAUGUUACGAGGAGCUAUUAAGUUCUUUGUAGACAUGAGACGGGUUGGUCUUGCUCCUAACGAAUUUACUUAUACUUCGUUGAUUGAUGCUCAUUUUAAAGUUGGUAAAGUUGACGAAGCGUUGAAGCUUGUUAAAGAGAUGGUAGAGGUAGGAGUUAAGUUAAACGUCGUGACGUAUGCUACAUUAGUCGAUGGACUUUGUAACGAGGGGAAAAUCAAGGAAGCUGAAGAAGUUUUUAGGGUCAUGUUGAAGGAUGGGAUUGUCCCGAAUUUAGAAGUUUAUACUGCUCUUAUCCAUGGGUAUAUCAAGUCGAAAAGGCUAGUGGAUGCUUUGAUUAUUAUGGAACAAAUGAAAGAAAAUAAUAUCAGACCAGACGCAUUACUCUAUGGAAUAGUUUUAUGGAGUUUUUGCUCUGACGAUAAGUUUGAAGAAGCCAAAGCUUUAUUCGAUAAAAUGAAGGGUCUUGGAAUCGAGGGAAACUAUGUCGUAUACACAAUACUUGCCGACGCUUACUUUAAGGCUGGAAAAUCCGUCGAAGCACAGACUCUGCUAAGUGAAAUGCAGGAAAGAGGUAUUUCCCCUACUGUUGUGACGUAUUCUGCAUUGAUCGAUGGCUUGUGUCGGCUGGGAUUUGUCGAGGAAGCAAUGCACCAUUUCCAUUCUAUGCCAAAAAUGGGUUUGCAGCCUAAUGUCGUUGUGUAUACAGCUUUAAUUCAUGGCUUCUGUAGAAAUAAAUGUCUAGAAGCUGCGGAAAAAAUGUUCAAUGAAAUGCUCGACAAAGGGAUAUGUCCAGAUAAAAUAGUUUAUACAUCGCUGAUAGAUGGAAAUCUAAAGCAAGGAAAUAUUGAAGAUGCUUUAGAUUUACGAAGGAGAAUGAUCGAAAGUGGUUUGGAGCUUGACCUUCAUGCCUACACUGCUUUGAUUUGUGGGCUUUCAAAAAAUGGCGAGGUGCCUCGGGCGAGAAUUUUUUUUGAUGAGAUGAUUGAGAAGGGUGUUAAACCUGAUGAGGUUGUAUUUUCAUGUCUUAUAAGAAAAUAUCAAGAGAUUGGCAAUCUAGAAGAAGUUCUUGCAUUGCAAAAUCAAAUGAUCAAAAGAGGCCUUACGAUAGUUAAAGGCUAAGGAAUCAAGGACUCUUACGUGACUAUCUUUAUUUGAGUUGAAGAUGGUUAUCAUGAAGUCUUUCUUGUUCCUCCAGAAUGCUAUCCUAAAAACAUCCCUUUUUGCUGCGGUUGAAGAGCAAAAGAACGCUGAUCAGAAAGUACUAAAAUUGGCAGAACGGAAG
Capsicum annuum is the source of this 2558-nucleotide messenger RNA. Its product is annotated as putative pentatricopeptide repeat-containing protein At2g02150. Bases 131 to 2395 code for a protein of 754 amino acids. The transcript has a single exon. NCBI's taxonomy places the organism in Eukaryota, Viridiplantae, Streptophyta, Magnoliopsida, Solanales, Solanaceae. Gene Ontology annotation, molecular function: protein binding. The record is from RefSeq and is a predicted model, not a curated record.